Messenger RNA from Epinephelus moara (kelp grouper), 3105 nucleotides. RefSeq names its product holocarboxylase synthetase (biotin-(proprionyl-CoA-carboxylase (ATP-hydrolysing)) ligase) (gene hlcs). Gene Ontology annotation, cellular component: cytoplasm. NCBI's taxonomy places the organism in Eukaryota, Metazoa, Chordata, Actinopteri, Perciformes, Serranidae. The transcript is spliced from 11 exons. Gene Ontology annotation, molecular function: biotin--[biotin carboxyl-carrier protein] ligase activity. The coding region runs from base 125 to 2926 and encodes 933 amino acids. The record is from RefSeq and is a predicted model, not a curated record. Gene Ontology annotation, biological process: protein modification process.
AGUAAAACUAAAGAAUAAGAAGUUAGCUGACAGCUAGCGUUAAGUUCGUCAGUAAUGUAAAGUCCGCUGUGACCAACGUUUGCUUACAUGGCAAGAAGAAAGGUCAUGAUGGCCCGCUUCCUGUAUGCUGAUUAAGAUGUUAAUAACGUUGUGCUACGUCUAUCUGUGGGUGCGCUUUCACAAGUGCUACUCGGUGCUGAUCCGCAACAGCCUGUCCAGACUGAACAGCAGCAGCUUCAGCUUCAGACUCUGCCCCAGCUCGGCCUCAGCACCAAACACAGCUUCGCUGACCGGACGCCACCCAGCCGGACGGCGGUCCAGCCCGGUUCCACCCGAAGACAACGUCUUUCUUCAGCUGGGAGACAAGGCUGUCUAUGUCACGGAGCCUCAGGCAUGUGAUGACCUCAGCAAAUGGACUGUGCUGUUGGGGUCCUCUCUGGUUUGCGGUCCACGAAUAGAGAAUAUUUCAUUCAUCAUAGAAGCUACAGGACACAGAGUGGUCUACCAUUCUCCUCACACAUCAAAUAAGAAAGUGCUAAAGUGGUCUGACUACUGUCUUCCUCUGGCCUGUAGCCCUGGACAACCGUUCAGGGCAGUGGCUCAGGCCAGUGUAGAUAACUUCAGUCGGUUGGGUGUGGCUUUUAUUGAAGAUCGCCUUCAGCUGGAUGAUGGACUUAUGCCUUCAAAAAUAAUCCCUGUCCUCCUUCAAGACUCCACUCUCAGUGAGCUGUUGAAGAAGCAGUGUCCACAGAGCCCAAAGAGUGCGACAUCAUUAUGUCUCUGCAGCACCCAGACAGAAGAGGGUGUCCUUGAGCCUUUUCCUCGUCACCUGUCAGCUGACCACCAGCAUCUACAGUGCCGUAAAGGCAGCCUCCUCCUCACCCCGGAAGUAAAGAGGAGGUUAGAGGAGCGACGAGGGUCAGAGCCGCUCCGCGGCACGAAGGAUCAGGAACCUGUUAGUGACCCGGAGGACCAUUCCUUGGGGAAUCAUCACCACAUGGAGGGCCAUAGACACCACCUCCAUCUGUCCAGCUGCCAUGAAUGUUUGGAGCUGGAGAACAGCACGAUCCUCUCUGUCAAAUAUGCUUCAGCUGAGAACAUUCCAGACCUUCCUGAUGAUAACUCAGUGGGGCUGGAUAGCGGAGAUGAGACUUUUGAUGAUGUUGGUCAUGAUGCCAAAGGGUCAUCUGGCCAAACGGGCAGAUUUGACUGUAAUAGCAAAUCGCCAAAUAUUCUGCUGUACACAGGUGGUUGUCAGGAGCGUUUUCAGGCAGUUUGUCAGCUUUUAUCAGAGUGUUUAAACAUGGAAAACAACGUAAUCUAUCCCCUCCAACCACAGCAGGCUCUGAGUGACCCUUGGCUGGACAGCACCAGGCUGUUGGUAGUGGCAGAGGAAGAGACCCUGACCCCCCAACUUCAGACCCGUUUUCUUACCUACCUGAGCCAGGGUGGCAGAGUCCUGGGGUUAGCCUCUACCCUUUGCCCAGCAGGCCUCUGUCUGGAAGUCAGAGAGAGGCGACGUGGGCAGGUCGGCAGGCUUAGCUUCACCAGGGAGGACAGCACAGAGCUGGAACUGAGCGUGUUGGCGACUGGGAAGGUCUACAUCAGGGAUACUCAAGGGGGAGGGGAGGUAGAGCUCUGGGGGGAGCUGAAAGGGGACGUCCCUCAUCAGAGAGAUAUGGUUGUGGUCAGGGUAACUCAUGGCGGGGACGGCGGGGAAGCUGUCCUCUGUCAGGUCCACCUGGAAAUUGCUCCUGACUCCCAGAAUUUGACAUCAGGGUCUUUUGAUGAACUGAAGGUCAGCAACACACUGCGAUAUGAAGUCCUGACAGAGAUCCUCACCUCUCUGGGCCUCAGAUGUGAGCCAAACCAGACUUCAGCCCCAAGCCCAGUCCACCUGUUGGCCACCUCUCAGGAGGCCAAGGCUAGCUUCUUGAACUGGCUACUGACACGAGCAGAUCAAAAUGGCCUCGUCACAUUGUCCAAGGCCUCCUUCAGAAUGGUGUCCUGCUCUGAGCUCCAGGAUGGUCCCUCGCUGCCUGAGGGCUCUCUGGCCCUGGUCACCAAUUCCUCAGAGUCCCAGAGCUGGGCGCAGUUCAGUAUGGAGACCUACAGCACGAACCUAAAGACCAGUCUACUGGGGCACACCCUGUUGUAUGCUGAGGUUGUCACGUCUACCAUGGAUCUGCUGCAAGGGCUGACUCUGCACUUACCAAAGGAUGUUGGUUUGAUAGCGGUAGCUUCUCGACAAAGCCAGGGUAGAGGUCGGGGCAGGAAUGCCUGGCUCAGCCCUUUGGGUUGUGCCAUGUUCUCUCUGAUGGUCCAGGUUGAGCUAAGUUCCAGGCUUGGACAGAGGAUUCCCUUCAUGCAGCAUCUGGCUGCUCUGGCAGUGGUGGAGGCUGUUCGCACACUUCCUGGAUACCAGGACAUAGACCUGAGGGUGAAAUGGCCCAACGACAUCUAUUACAGUAGCCUGAUGAAGCUUGGGGGAGUGCUGGUGACUUCCACUGUGAUAGGAUCAACCUUUCAUCUGCUCAUAGGCUGUGGGUUCAAUGUCACAAACAGCAACCCAACAGUGUGUAUUAAUGACCUGAUCCAGCAGUACAAUGUGCAGCAUAACUGCAACCUGCAGCCGCUCAGCUGUGCCCAGCUCAUUGCUCGAACUGUCAGCUGCCUGGAGGUCCUUAUCAACAGCUUCCAACAAGGAGGCCCAGAUGCUGUCCUGCCCACCUACUACAAGAGAUGGCUUCACAGCGGGACUCGGGUGCAUCUCUGGAGCGAGGAUGGACUGGAGGCUGAGGUUGUGGGUCUGGACCAAAACGGUUUCCUCAAAGUGCACAACAAGGAGCAGGGCGUGGUGUCAGUGGAGCCUGAUGGGAACUCUUUUGACAUGCUGAAGAACCUGGUGGUCAUCAAGCAGCAUUAGGACCAAAUUCAACAAAGUAGAGAAUCAUUCCCCUAACCCUGAUUUAACCAAAUGCGGAGUUAUUUAGUCUGGCAGAAAAUGUAUCUGUGUAACUAUAUAAAUGUAUGUAAGUAUAAUAAAAAGAUAGAAUAAUAUGUUUUCUAAUUGAUAAAUACAUAAUUAAAUUCGUUCCUGGUUAA